Molecule: messenger RNA, 1823 nt
Organism: Gossypium raimondii (Peruvian cotton)
Lineage: Eukaryota; Viridiplantae; Streptophyta; Magnoliopsida; Malvales; Malvaceae
Exons: 4
Coding region: 185-1534 (449 amino acids)
Biological process (GO): metal ion transport; transmembrane transport
Cellular component (GO): membrane
Molecular function (GO): metal ion transmembrane transporter activity
Source: RefSeq, a predicted model, not a curated record
UUACACCACAUGUCUUCCUUUCCCUUUAAUCAAAUAAUCCCAUCUUGUUUUCUUCACAAAGUUUCCUUUUCCCAACAUGUAUUGUCAUGUCUGAAAAAACCCCAUCGAAUCUUGAUUUAUUUUAUUGUUUUCAACAUUUUUUGCUAACAUCUGAUCUGGGUUUUUCUUCUUUUUGCUAAAAGUUAUGGAUUUAGCUCAGAUUCAACCAGCUGGAAAUAGGGAAAUGGAGGAAAUGGAUUCCAGUACUGUUCCAAUCUUGGAAAACAAUUUCAAGAAAACACAUUUUCCUGGAAUGGUGAGACAGAAGUCUUACAUAUUUGAUGGUCAUGGAAAUUAUUACAACAAAGAAUGGGAUCUAAUUGAAGGUAAUGGCAAGCAGUUUUGUUGGUACCAUGUUGAGCUUCCUAAAGGGAAACAAAAGCUUUCUCAAUCUGCACAACAUCUCAUUGAUGUUCUUUGUCCGCCAUUAAAGCUUCAAGACAUUCUUUCACUUGUUAGUAAUGGACCCUUUUGUGGACAUGUUGAUGGAGCGCUUGUUUUUAGGGUUAAUUCACCUGGUCCUCCUUCUAGUAACUUCACAUUUAGGCUAGCUGCAAGGGUUACCGAGAACUCGGUGAUUACCGUGUCGUUAGGACGUGUACCGAGACUCGGUUUCUCGCCGGUCGGCCGAUCGCUUCUCUCUGAGAUCCCUAGUAUUGAAACUCCUAGAGGGGAGAGGCAACAAGGGAGUAGCAUUGUUAUUAGAGAACAUGUACUUGAGUUCUUAUUGACAAUGAAUCACUCCGAGGAGGCGGAUAAUCCGGUUCCGAAAUCCGUCUCGAACCUUGUGGUUCACGUUAUCGACACUCAUGUUGAUCAUCUUCAGGAUGUUGUUACUCAACUCGAGAUGGAGUUGGACUCGGUCGAACUCGAAUUGGAUCAAGGGGGAUUUGCUUUAAAGAAAGAGAUGCUCGAUGAUCGACGAUUCCCAAAAAUGCAUCUCAAUUUGCAACGUCUCCUGCAGGUAAUUGCGCAUGGUGAGCAAGUAUUUCCUCGAGUGAAGGAAAAAGGUAGUUCGAAACAUUGGUUUGCAAGUGAAGACAUUAACUCCCUCGAAGAGUUGAUCGGACGGUUGAGGAGGCUGAAAGAGAAUGUCGGGUUUCUAGCGAACCGUGUUACCGCGAUUCAAGCCGGUUUAGAUAGCUGGCAAUCAGAGCAAAUCAACCGAAAACUCUAUUAUCUCUCGUUCCUUUCUAUAAUAUUCCUUCCUUUAUCCACCAUCACUGGAGUGUUUGGAAUGAAUGUUGGUGGUGUUCCAUGGACCGUGCAAAAGGACCCUGCAUUGAAAGACGGUUUCCGAAACGUCAUGGUACUAUGUUUAGCGAUGCUGAUUCUAGUGCUGCUAUGCUUUAUUUUUCCGGCUCUUUAUUCCCGAUUGUCCGCCUGGCGUCAGAGACGGUCUUUGCUGAGAAACUGGUCGUAUAACCGGAGAUCGUUCCUCAGGAGAAGUGUAGGAAUUCAAGAAAGUGGCAGCGGCGGUUACCUCAAGAUUUGAUGAGUUUGAAGAAAGUCGAUGAUAUCAUCGUAUUUGUCAUCGGAUUAAAGCUUAAUCGAUGUUCAACUGGUUCGGCGAUCAUGUAUACGGAAUGUAGCAUCGGAGGAACAUAGAGAGUUUCGAAUAGCAUCAUCGAACCAGGCGAAAAACAGAAAUUUUCAUCAUCACUUGCUGUUUAUUUAGGCUAAGUGGUGAGUCUUUUCUUUAGCCUAUUCUGUUGUAUCAUUCUUGUUUAAGGUUUAAUUGUACAAAGCACACAUUUUUAUUAUGCUCAAACCCACCAUUUUUA